Epinephelus fuscoguttatus (brown-marbled grouper) is the source of this 1910-nucleotide messenger RNA. RefSeq names its product C-type mannose receptor 2-like. The record is from RefSeq and is a predicted model, not a curated record. Lineage: Eukaryota; Metazoa; Chordata; Actinopteri; Perciformes; Serranidae. Bases 148 to 873 code for a protein of 241 amino acids. The transcript is spliced from 5 exons.
GAAGUCUGGAUUGGACUGUACAGAGGCACGUACAGCUGGAGGUGGUCACUGUCAGACACAAGUUUCUACAAACACGGGGAGACAGAGUUCAGACGAUGGAGGGCUGGAGAACCAAGCAAUAUUAACAGUGCAGCACACUGCACAGCGAUGGAUGAGGAUGGACUAUGGAACAGCCUCCUGUGUAGUAACAGCCUUAAGGUCGUCUGCUCAUAUGUCAGAGGGUCGGAUGUGACAUUUAUCCUCAUCACCAAAUCCAUGACAUGGACUGAGGCCCAGAGCCACUGCAGAGUAAACUACACAGACCUGACCAGUGUGAGGAACAUGACAGAGAACCAGAAGGUACAGGAGCUGAUACCUGCAGGAGAACGUGUCUGGAUCGGCCUCUUCAGAGACUCCUGGAAGUGGUCGGAUGGAAGUACCUCCUUAUUUAAGCACUGGAUACCAGGGUACCCUGCUGACUAUCAAUGUGUGGCUGUAGCCUUUACCUACUCCCGUGUCUCCGGACAAUGGUACGACUGGCCCUGUGCUACCAAGUUACAGUUCAUUUGCUACAGCACACCUACAAGUCAGACAACAAGCAGCAGCACGGCUGGAUUCAGCACACCACCUCACUACGUCACCACUUCCAGUGAGACACAGCCUGAAUCAGCUACGACAAAACAAGUGUUCAGACUGAAGUUUCACACACAGGACUCCUCUCUGGAUCCGAAUGACCCUGCUGUGAUGGAGGACACCUUGAAGAAGCUCAAACAGAAUCUGAAGGACCAGGGGCUGGGUGACAACAUCAAACUGAGCUGGAGGAAGCAGCCAGAUGGAAAAGUCUUCCACAAGGAAGAGAAGAAGAAGAAGAAGACCAAAAAGGAUGAGCUUUAAGGCUGAAUUGUUGUGUUUGGUUUCAUCAGAGAAAAGUGGAUUUCUUUCCUUAAAGUCUUCAUGUAAUGGGUCAGAAUAGAUCUGCAACAAUUAGCUGAUUAAUCCAUCAGUCGCAACUAUUUCAACAAUCACUUUAUCCUUUUAGUCAUUUUGUUAGCUGGUUCCAGCUUCUCAAAUAUAAGACUUGAUGAUUUUCUUUGUCAUAAAUUAUCACAAAUUCAAGAUCUUAAACUGUUGGUCAAUUAUAACAAGACAUUAGUCUUUAUGUGUUUGGGCUGUUGGAAAUUAUUUCAGCCUUUUUCACUAUUUCCUGACAUUUUUCACUUCAAAUACUGUGAGAUAAAAUAAGUUAAGAUACUUUAUAAUAAGAUUUGACUCAAGGAAACAAAAACAAACACCUUUAAAAAAGAUGAGCUCUGAUGUUUUGCGAUAUCUUUCAAACCUUUUUUUUCUCUUUAGGAUGGCACAGUGGUGAAGUGGUUAGCAUUGUUGCCUCACAGCAAGAGGGUUCCUGGUUUGAACCCUGGGGUGGGGGAGCCCUCUGUGCAUGUUCUCCCUGUGUCAGCGUGGGUUUCCUCCAGGUGCUCCAGCUUCCUCCCACAGUCCAAAGACAUGCAGGUUAACUGGUGACUCUAAAUUGUCCGUAGGUGUGAAUGUGAGUGUGAAUGGUUGUCUGUCUCUAUGUGUCAGCCCUGUGAUAGUCUGGUGACCUGUCCAGGGUGAACCCUGCCUCAGCUGGGAUAGGCUCCAGCCCCCCCGCGACCCCCAACAGGAUAAGUGGUUCCAGAAAAUGAAUGAAUGAAUUUCUUUCUUUAUUUAAGGGUAAAAUUGUGUCUAAAACUAUUUGUUGUCUCCCUGUAAUGUGUCAAAAUAUCUUCAAAUGAGUUGUAUAGAAAUUAAUUACAUGUAUUUUUUUCUCCUGCUGUCACCUUAUUACAAACUUUGAGGAGUGUCAAUCAAUCACACUUUAUUUAUAUGGCACUUUUCAUACAUUCAAAUGUAGCACAAAGUGCUUUACACAAUAAAAGCACGCAAAA